Molecule: messenger RNA, 1018 nt
Organism: Bactrocera neohumeralis
Lineage: Eukaryota; Metazoa; Arthropoda; Insecta; Diptera; Tephritidae
Exons: 3
Coding region: 260-628 (122 amino acids)
Biological process (GO): positive regulation of DNA-templated transcription
Cellular component (GO): nuclear body
Source: RefSeq, a predicted model, not a curated record
CCGACAUUGAAAACAUGUUUUCGUGGGAAAAACUGGUUUUCGCACGAAAACUUGUGUUUUCGUCCAUGUAAAAUCUGUCAAACGAAAACACAGUUUUCGCUGAAAACUUCUUGAAAACUUACAUUCCACUCAUUAUAAUCGGUGCCUGCUCUAGUUUAAUCGAUUUUUUUGGAAGACAUAUUUUGCCGGCCCUAAAUUGUCACUUGAUAUUUGUUUACAUUCCAUAUAAAAUACAGCUGACAAGUAAAUCAUUUCGAAAAUGGAAAAACAAAAGUACAAAAAAAGAAGUUGUUGGAGUGAUAGGGCAGAAGCCCUAUUAAUUGAAUUGUGGCGGAACAAAGUAAGUGCUUUUCGCGGACCCAAGAAGAACAGCCAUAUAGUGGAGGAAAUGGCAAUGGAGAUGCAGCAACAAGGUGUGCAUUUCACGGCGAGUGAAAUAAAGUCGAAAAUGCACAACCUUUCACAGAGAUAUAGGAAAGAGAAGACAGCAGUCGGGUCAACUGGCGGUUCUCCCUCGCAGUGGCCACUUUACGAGAAAAUGAGAGCCGUACUGUUGCCGUACGUCAGCUACAAUGCCGAGAACUUAGUGGAGGAAAGUUUUCAAAGUUCUACUAACUCUGAACGCUGAAGUGCUGUCCGAAUCAUUUCUCCAUUAAUUGGGUCGUCAGAUGCAUAUGAAAUAUCACACGGAUUCUGGCGUCUAGUCUCCAACUCUUCCAAAGCGCGUAACCAUUUAGCGUUUAGCGUGUCGUUGUUAUCAUUUAAAAAAUUGUGAAGGACGCAACAUGCUUUUAUUAUGGAGUUGGCAUUCCGUACAGAGUUGUCAAUUCCUUUUCCGAUGCGUCGAAAGCGGGCCUUGAGGUGUCCAAAAGCAUUUUCGACAACUCUACGUGUUUUCGAAAGAGCGUAGUUGAAUACCUUCUCACCAUUAUUUUGAUUUACGCUAAAUGGAUACUGAUUCUUACGUUGCUGGAAUUAAUAAUAUAUAAUUGAAAACUUUUGCAUCAAUAGGAACAUA